Lecanosticta acicola is the source of this 466-nucleotide messenger RNA. The record is from the annotation of a GenBank genome assembly. NCBI's taxonomy places the organism in Eukaryota, Fungi, Ascomycota, Dothideomycetes, Mycosphaerellales, Mycosphaerellaceae.
AUGGCUUCCUUCGCCGUCCGCUCCAUCGACCACGUCGUCCUCACCGUAAAAUCCCUCCCCAAAACCAUAGACUUCUACACCCGAAACCUCGGAAUGAAACAUGAAGUCUUCACCUCGAAGGGCCAAGAACGGUACGUUCCACCCACUCAUGCACUCCCCUCACAUCUCUGCCUCCGCUCUAACAAGCAAGCAUGCAUAUAGACACGCCCUCCUCUUCGGCACCCAGAAACUCAACCUCCACCAAUCCGGGCGGGAAUUCGAGCCCAAAGCUACGAACGUACAACCUGGGAGUGAGGAUUUGUGUUUCAUUAUCGAUGAGGACGUGGAGGUUGUGCGGGGGGCGUGGAAGAAGGCAGGGGGGGAUAUGGUGAUGGAAGAGGGAGGGGAAGUGGUGGAGAGGACGGGGGCGGUGGGGAGGUUGAGGAGUGUGUAUUGCAGGGAUCCGGAUGGGAAUUUGAUUGAGUGA